AUGUAUAGACAAAUACCUUUAUCUGUUGCGUUCAGUAGUGAAAACUCUGACGUCAAAAUAAAGGGGAACAGAGUAACGUUUAAGUUUCCAACAGACUGGAUUGUGAACAUAAAUGAAGAGAAGUACAUUGGCAUAACAUCUAUGUAUAUAACACGUGCAUUUAGGAAAGUUGACUUUAUACUUCAAGUCGAGAUAGAAAAUGACGAACAGUCUUUAAGCGCCCAAAACAUUCACAUAUACAAAUACUUUAAAGAUGAUACAACAUUGCAACAAUGUAUGAUUUCAUUUAAUGAGAUGUUCGAGAAAAAGUUCAACAUUGAAGUACAAACUUUACAGCCUUUACGUGAGUUUCUUGCACAACUGAAAGAAGAAGGUAGUCAGCCACAACUUAUAGACUUUCAUUAUGAAUUUAAUGAAAAUGAAGAUGGAACACAUGACUGUCAGUUUGUUGUAUUCUCACCAUUCAAUGAAGUAGCUAAAGAGAAAGAAAAUCCAUUACGUAUAAGAUUUCAAAUCUCUGAACCAAGUGAUGAUUUCAAGAAUGUUUUCAAUUAUGAUGCAAUGCUUCCGAGGAAAAAUGAAUUUUCAAAGAUUGUAACACCUGGCAUUUGGGAUAGAAAGCAAGCUAUAUUAUAUUCAAACUUAA
Trichomonas vaginalis G3 is the source of this 646-nucleotide messenger RNA. RefSeq lists its product as uncharacterized. The transcript has a single exon. The annotation marks the transcript as partial. The record is from RefSeq and is a predicted model, not a curated record. Lineage: Eukaryota; Parabasalia; Trichomonadida; Trichomonadidae.